Molecule: messenger RNA, 3535 nt
Organism: Monodelphis domestica (gray short-tailed opossum)
Lineage: Eukaryota; Metazoa; Chordata; Mammalia; Didelphimorphia; Didelphidae
Source: RefSeq, a predicted model, not a curated record
CGCCCUUCCGAUUUGCCCAGACUGUAUGCCCCGCCUGGAGCAGGCGCCCGCCCCCUGUAGGAGCUGCGAGCUAGGCGCCAAAGGCCGGAGCUAGACACGGGGAGAGAUCCUUGCCCUGGGAGCCCCGUCAACUUAGACCGGUGCUCUGUCAGCUUAGCCGGGUCUGCUCGGCCCCGCCGCUGCCAUGCAUGGCUCCCUGCGCCAAUGGCGCCGGGCCGCCACAGUACUGCUGGCCGUGGGCCGCGCGCACCCUGGUCCGAGCCCCGCUGCCGCGGCCGAAGACUACGAGAUCUUAAUGCUGCAGCGUACCCAGAGUAGUGGAUUCUUGCCCGGCGCCCACGUCUUCCCUGGGGGCGUCCUGGACACCUCAGACAGUUCGACCGACUGGCUUCAAGUCUUCAAGCCCUACCACGGGCCGCCGGGUUUCGGCCUGACCAGCUUCGGGAGACCUAGGGAAUCCUAUCCCGAGGUGCCCUUUGAGUCCCAGACACAGUCCCAUUCGCUCAUCCCGGAAGACGUGGCCCACCGCAUUUGCGCAAUACGGGAAACCUUCGAGGAAUCGGGCGUCCUCCUGCUGCACCCUGCUGGCGCCGAGACCUUGCACCUGCCUCGGGCAUUUGUGCUGCCGGACGACCUGGCCUCCUGGAGGACCCGGGUCCGAGAAGACCCUCGCCAGUUCCUCCAGUUGUGCCAGCGCCUAGGGUGUAUGCCCAACAUCUGGGCCCUGCAAGAAUGGAGUAACUGGCUCACACCAUUUGUGAAGAAAGGAGGCAGGCGCUAUGAUACAAAGUUCUACAUCUGCUGUCUCCAGGAGAAACCCCAGACCUUCCUAGACAUGAUAGAAGCCAUUAAAUGCGAGUGGUUGACUCCAACAGAAGCAAUUAAAAAAUUUGAAGAUGAAGAAAUAUUGUUGGUACCUCCCCAGUUCUACGAGAUAAGAAGACUUACGCAAUUUGCUUUUUUAUCAGACCUGCACAAAUUUUGUUUGGACCGCAUUUCAGAAGGAUGUGAAAGAUGGCUGCCAAUUACAUUGCUAACCCUAGAUGGUAUAAUACAGCUCUUACCAGAGGAAGAAGUGAUCUUACUUAUGAGGACCAACAUCUCUACUUAUGCUCUCACCUCUCACCUUUCCUGCCUUUUGCAGAAGUCUGCCAUUUCCGUCACCUCUCUUCCACCAGAUUUCCAUCCUUCCUUGUCCACCAGCUCCUGGUAUGUUGCCUUCAAAUAUGCCCAGAUCUCCUUGAUUCUUAAGAAAACAAACAAAAAAAAACCCUCUUCUUUUUAUCCUACUAUUCUCUCAAGUUGUCAUCUUAUGCUUCUUUGCACUUUCACAGACCAACUAGGAAAAAACUAUCUCUAUUUUCUCACCUCCCCUUAAUUUCUUAGCCCCUGCUACUCUCAGAAGUGAAUUUCUCUUUUUAAUGUCAUCUCUCAGUGACCUGAAGGUCAAAUACCACUGAGUAAAUUCAGUUUUGACGAGCCUCAGAAAAAAGGAAAUUAAGCCAAUAAACCAACGAGAUAGGAAACAGUGAUUCCACAUGCACUGCUCCUGUAGGUGGUCCAAGCAAAUUAAGAAACUAUGAUUGGUUUCUGAGAUGUGAUGUGUGAGAGUUAAUAGGUAGAGAAAAAUGCUUAUAAGUUGAGACCAGAAGUAAGAGUGGAUCUUUGGCACAUUUGUGGAGGAGCAGAUUGGAGGCAUGGUGGAGUGUAGGAAGGAGCCCCCAUAAUGGUGGCCACUGAUUAGAAAGAUAAAUACCUCUCUACUUCCCUCCUAUUUUUUCCUCUCUUUCCUACUACUACUACUUUGGUUUAAUAAAGUUAUUAAGCUACAAUCAGCCAAAUAAUUUUAAUUAUUGUACUCCCUGGCUUCUGUCUUUACUGCCAGACUGAAAUUGUUAUUUGGAUGAAAUAUGUGAGAUCACCAUUGACUUCUUUAUUACUAAAAUCAAUAGCUUUUUUCUUAGGCCUCAUCUUUCUUGAUCUUUCUACAUCAUUUGAUACGGUUAACUAUUUUCUCCUUCUGGAUAUUCUUUUUUUUCUCUGGGUUUUCCUGUCAGCGAUCUGUCUUGGUUCCUUUUAUCUAGCUUUUUCUGGAUGAUCUCCUUUGUGGGAUUAUCAUCCAUGCCUCACACUACCAUGUUUGAGUAUGUCUUAGGGUUAUGCCUUGGAUCUUAAUUCUUUUUUCCUCUACAGUCCUUAUUGAUAAUCCCAGAUCCUCUGAAUUGAACUAUGAUCUCUACAGAAAUGACUCAGAAAUAUAUGUAUAUAGAGAGAGAUUUGAAAAUAUUACAAAUCAGAGGCUGAUUUAUUGUCUCAUUGUAAUAUAAACUUAAAUGAUGGAGAAAAUAUUAAUGAGGCAAUUUGAAGUUAAAAUUAUUUUAUUCAUCAUUACACACACACACACACACACACACACAGAAAACUGGUUGUUAUAUACUUACCAAUAUAAUCUUGUAUCCAGUCAUCAUCUCUCUGCCUUGUUUCUUGAAAUCUUCAACUAUCUGCUGAAGUUGAUGCCUUAUAGAACCAAAACUCAUUCAUGCCUUUCCUUCCUAUUCACUUUUUUAUUUCCUUUGAAAAUAUCUUCCAGUCAUCCAGCUUUACAACCUAGGAAUCAUCCUCCUUGUCAUUCACUACCCAUCCACCCCCAAUCAGCUGGCAAGACAUAUCUUCUUGUAUCUGCCCCCUUCUCUACCCUCAGUGGAGUUAAAUUCCACUGACAGGGGGAGGGGGGGACACAAGAGGUGGUACAGACAACUUAAGUAAAUAAAAUAUAUAAAUGUGUACAAAACAAGUAAAAAGUAAGUUCAUAACUAAAGCCACUAACAACUAAAGUUUGUGUUAUUUCAAGUGUAUAUCAAGUUUAACAUGUAAGAGGAGGUGAGAGUUUAGGGGUAAAGAUAAAGUAUUCUCUUUUGGACACAUAGAGUUUAAGCCUACUGAAUAUCCAGUUCAGGCAGGUGGAGAUGUGAGAUUGGAAGUCAGCAGAGAAGCUGGGGCAGGAUGGGUAGAUUUGAGAAACAUUAGCAUAGAGAUGGAAUUAAAUCCAAAAAAGCUGAUGAGAUCAUUAAGUGAUGUAGUCUAGAGGAAGAAGAGAAGAGAGCCCAGGGUGGAACCCUGAGGGACACCUAUACUUAGGCAUCACUAUCCAGAGAAGGAUUCAGCAAAGGAGACACAGAAGGUAUGGUCAGAGUCAUAGGAGGAGAACCAGGAGUAAGUAAUGUCCAAAAAAACCUAGAGAGAAGAGAGUAUCAAAGGGGAGAGAGAGGAGUCAAGGAGAAUGUUGAUUGAGAAAAGGCCAUUGGAUUUGGCAACUAAGAGAGCCUUUGUAACUUUAGAGAGAGCAGUUUUGGUGGAAUGAGAAGGUUGGAAGCUAGAUUGUAAAGAGUUAAGAAGAGAGGGAGAGGAGAGAAGGUGGAGGUACCUAUUCAGAUGCCUUUUUUUUAAGGAGUUUAGCUACAAAGGGCAGAAGACAAAUAAGAAUAGUUAGAAACAAAACCAACAACAGGACCAUGGGCUCACAGAACACAGGACA